Molecule: messenger RNA, 3263 nt
Organism: Brassica napus (rape)
Lineage: Eukaryota; Viridiplantae; Streptophyta; Magnoliopsida; Brassicales; Brassicaceae
Product: glutathione S-transferase T3-like
Exons: 2
Coding region: 1888-3105 (405 amino acids)
Source: RefSeq, a predicted model, not a curated record
CUGAGGCCAUCAGCAUCGCUGUAUCUUCUCACGUAUCUUGUUAAUAUUGGGCUCAAAAUUAAAUCAAAUAAACCCAAUUAAAAGAGGGACGUUAACAAAAUUAGAAGUUUUGUUAACGCGUCCCUGGGCAUACGUGGCGAGAGGGGAUAGGAAGACCGAAGAGGGUAGAGGAAAGUUCCAGAUCGGUCUCGACUUCAUUCUCUCGUCUCCCCUUUCUCUCUCGUUAUCGACGGCGACUAGGUGAGCAGCGGUGUGUCUCUGCUCUCACAUCAAAAACUUCACCUCCGCUCUCAAUCGAAAGCUUCUCCUCCAAUUCAAAGUGUUCUCCUCCGAUUGGAAGCCUUCUCCUCCGAUUCAACGCCUUCUCCUCUGAUUGAAAGACUUCUCGUCGGAUUCAAAGGCUUCUCAUCCGAUUCAACGGCUUCUCCUCCGACACAAAGCUUCUCCUCCGAUUCAUAGGUUCUCCUCUGAUUCAUAGCUUCUCCUCCGAUUCACAUCAAAACCAGGUUGGUCUUGUAUGUGAGAUGGUCCACUUUGGAGAGUCACAACAGGCUGAUAUCCCUCCUUUUAGUUCACAAGAAACCGCGACACCAUUGACCUCUAAGGACAGAAAGAAGUGGACACCAGCUGAUGACGAGGUUAUCAUCAGCGCUUGGAUAAACACGUCUAAGGAUUCGGUGGUAGGAAAUUCACAGAAGUUAGGGACCUUCUGGUCCCGAGUAGGUGAAUAUUAUGCUGCAUCUCCACAUGCAAAACAGAGUGGUGACCGAAGAGAGCAUCUGAAUAUAAAACAGAGGUGGCACAAGAUAAACGAUUUCACCAACAAGUUCUGUGCUGCAUAUGCAGCAGCAGAGAGACAGAUCAGCUCUGGUCAGAGUGAUCACGAUGUUCUCAAGAUGGCGCACGAGAUCUACUUCGCUGAUCACAAGAAGAAAUUUACUCUUGAGCAUGCAUGGUGUAUUCUGCGGUUUGAACAGAAGUGGCUAAGUCUGAACACUCCUAAACCGACUGGUUCUUCAAAGCGAAAAGAAUGUGACACCCCGAGCCAAAGUACAAACACCACUGCUGCUGAUGAUGAGGUCCGACCUGAAGGUGUAAAGGCGGCUAAGGCUAAAAGGAACACUGCAAAAGGAAAGUCAGUGGCUGAUUAUGCGACCAUCAUGGAGAUGAAGAGGGAAGAUUGGGAGAUGAAGAAGGAUGAUUUGGACAGGAAGGAGAGACUGUCUAAGCUAGCUAUUCUAGACACUCUUUUAGCCAAAAAAGAACCACUGAAAGAGGCUGAAGAAGUUGUAAAGAAUAACUUACUAAAGCUGUUGUACUGAGAUUAGAUCGCCUCUUGUUUUAAAAAAUGUCUCUUGUUAUAAUGAAUUAAUCUAUGUCUUUUGCUUCGUUGCUACAAUGUUUGAAUCAAUAUAUUUGUUUUGCUUCAUUGUUUGAAUUAAUCUUUGUCAUUUGCUUCUCUUGUUUUAAAAAUCAUAACUGCUAUUGAUGAUUAAUACUUCGUAUUGUUUUUUGCAGGUAUUAAAACUUGACAUGUUUGUAAUAUUUGUUAUGUUCAGACUUUGUUGAUUUCCCAUGAAUGCGAUAUGUUCAGACUCACUUUCCCGUGACCACAAAAGAUACAAAACAACAGACUCAUACUCACUUUCCCGUGACCACAAAGAUACAAAACAUUAGUCACUAUUGUUUCACAAGAUGUAUAUGUCGACAAUAAACACAACACGGGGAUGAUAUAUCAUUCUCUAUAAAUAUGAGAAUGGUUCGAACAUUAUACAUAUUAAUCAAAAAUCUCUUAUACUCAACAAUCUCUUCUACUCAAUCUCAAUACCAGUUUUUUUGUUAAUAAAAAUAUGGCAUCUUCAUCUCAUUACCAUUACCAUCAAAAAGAUGAUGAUGAUGAUGAUGAUGAAUAUUCACAUCCCUUUCAAGAAUUUGAUGACUUCCCUGCUAAUAUUCCGGAACCGAAAGAGCGAAAAAAAACGUAUAUUUAUCGAGAGAAACCGGGAAGAAGGCGACCGCCAGCUAUGGAAUGAUUAUUUCUCGGAAACUCCUACAUACCCUCCCAAUAUAUUCCGACGGCGCUUUCGAAUGAGUAAACCCUUAUUCUUGCGUAUUGUCGACCAUCUCUCUACGGAAGUUGAGUAUUUUGCUCCAACAGAAGAUGCAGUCGGAAGGCAAAGUCUAUCACCACUCCAAAAAUGCACGGCUGCAAUUCGUCUAUUGGCUUAUGGUGGUGGGGCCGAUACAGUCGACGAAUAUGUCCGACUUGGUGAAACAACAGCUCGGAAUUGCUUGCAUCGAUUUUCCGCCGCAAUUAUCAACUUGUUUGGCCAUGAAUAUCUAAGACGUCCAACAUCGGAGGAUCUUGAAAGACUACUACAUAAGGGAGAAGAACGUGGAUUUCCCGGGAUGAUUGGAAGCAUCGACUGUAUGCACUGGGAGUGGAAGAAUUGCCCUACCGCUUGGCAAGGUAUGUACUCACGAGGAACCGAUAAACCAACGAUUGUCCUCGAGGCCGUAGCUUCUUAUGACCUCUGGAUAUGGCAUGCAUUUUUCGGAGCUCCAGGUACGAUGAACGAUCUUAAUAUUCUAGAUCGAUCACCUGUUUUUGAUGACAUUAUUAACGGAGUUGCUCCGGAAGUCAACUUCCAUGUGAACGGAAGGGAGUACGAUUUGGCAUACUAUCUCACUGAUGGUAUUUAUCCGGAAUGGGCGACUUUUAUAAAAUCUAUCCGACUACCACAAGGUCCAAAGCAUUCACUAUUUGCUGAAACCCAAGAAGCUGUCCGAAAAGACGUUGAGCGUGCCUUUGGAGUCCUCCAAGCUAGAUUCGCCGUUAUUAAAAAUCCAGCAAGAAUAUGGAAAAAAUCCAUGAUAUCUAAUGUUAUGAGAGCAUGUAUCAUACUCCAUAAUAUGAUUGUAGAAGAUGAACGACGUACAGACGAUCAAGAUGAGACGUUUCAAGAUGCAGAUAUUUCUUUUCUCGUUAAGGAACCUACUGAGCUUUUCAGUUCACUUGAUCGUCGAGCAAGAGUUCGGGGUAGACCAGUCCAUCAACAAUUGAAACAUGAUUUGAUCGAACAUAUAUGGGAUAAGUUUGGGUAAAAUCUCAUUUUUAAGUUUCUAUCUAUUAAAUAAAAAUUAUGCUUUUAUUUUAUGUUUUUGUAAUUUUUUUUAACUUUUGUAAUUUAUUUUUUACUUUUCUAAUUUUUUUAAACUUUUGUAAUGUUCUUAUGUUUAAUGUUAUAAGUUUUAGUAUAAAA